AGCGUCACAUCUUUGUCAGUGCACAAAAUGGCAUCCUACUGCUUGACCGUUUCCCGGCUUCAGCUUAUCCUGGGCCAUGGUGUUCGACGUCUCCAUGUGUCUGCGGCCCUCGGUGCUAAAGCCAAGGUGUCUAUGAGCCGUUUUGAGCCCAGCUCCUACAUCAACUAUGACAAACUUCAAUCCAGUGUCAAUAUUGUGCGCAAAAGGCUGGACAGGCCACUUACGCUUUCAGAGAAGAUUGUCUAUGGCCAUCUGGAUGACCCCGCAGGUCAGGAGAUCGUUCGAGGACGCACGUACUUGCGCCUGCGUCCGGACAGAGUGGCAAUGCAAGACGCGACAGCACAGAUGGCUAUGCUGCAGUUCAUCAGCAGCGGGCUGCCCAAAGUGGCCGUACCAUCCACCAUCCACUGUGAUCACCUAAUUGAGGCUCAGCUAGGAGGAGCUCAGGACUUGCAGCGAGCAAAGGAAGUGAAUCAGGAAGUUUACAAUUUCCUUGCCAGUGCAGGGGCUAAAUACGGUGUUGGUUUCUGGAAACCUGGCUCAGGAAUCAUCCAUCAGAUUAUUUUGGAGAAUUAUGCCUAUCCUGGAGUAAUGUUGAUUGGUACUGAUUCCCAUACACCUAAUGGUGGUGGAUUGGGCAGCAUCUGCAUUGGAGUGGGUGGAGCGGAUGCUGUUGAUGUCAUGGCAGGAAUUCCCUGGGAACUUAAGUGCCCCAAAGUCAUUGGUGUCAAAUUGACAGGCAGUCUGUCAGGUUGGACCUCACCAAAGGAUGUUAUUCUGAAAGUAGCUGGCAUCCUCACAGUAAAAGGUGGCACUGGUGCUAUUGUGGAGUAUCAUGGUCCUGGGGUGGAUUCCAUCUCUUGUACAGGAAUGGCUACUAUCUGUAAUAUGGGUGCUGAAAUUGGUGCCACCACCUCAGUCUUCCCGUACAAUCACCGUAUGAGGACGUACCUGGAGAAGACCGGUCGUGCAGAAAUUGCCAGUCUGGCUGAUGAGUACAAAGAUCUGCUCGUCCCUGAUGCUGGCUGUGAAUAUGACCAAGUGAUUGAGAUUAACCUGAGUGAGCUGAAGCCACACAUCAAUGGUCCCUUCACCCCUGAUUUGGCUCACCCAGUGUCUGAAAUUGGCUCUGUGGCAGAGAAGAAUGGUUGGCCUUUAGAAGUUAAAGUUGGUCUGAUUGGAAGCUGCACCAACUCCAGUUAUGAAGAUAUGGGCAGAGCUGCCUCUCUGGCCAAGCAGGCUCUAGACAAAGGACUCAAGUGCAAAGCCAUGUUCACAGUCACCCCUGGCUCUGAGCAGAUCCGUGCUACUAUUGAGAGAGACGGUUAUGCUAAGAUACUGAGUGAUGUUGGAGGAGUUGUCCUGGCCAAUGCUUGUGGACCGUGCAUUGGACAGUGGGACAGGAGAGAUGUUAAAAAAGGAGAGAAGAACACCAUAGUCACAUCCUUUAACAGGAACUUCACAGCUCGUAAUGAUGCCAAUCCUGCCACCCAUGCAUUUGUCACAUCUCCAGAGAUCGUUACUGCACUUGCCAUUGCGGGUACACUGCGAUUCAACCCUGAGGUUGACCAUCUCACAGCUCCCAAUGGAGAGAAGUUUAAGCUGGAGCCCCCUACAGGAGAUGAGUUGCCUGCACGUGACUUUGACCCGGGGCAGGACACGUAUCAGCACCCACCAGCUGAUGGCUCUGGCCUCAAAGUGAAUGUCAGCCCGCAGAGCAACCGCCUGCAGCUGCUCGAGCCCUUUGAUAAGUGGCAUGGCAAAGACCUGGAAAAAAUGCAAGUGCUUAUAAAGGUGAAGGGCAAAUGCACCACUGACCACAUCAGUGCUGCUGGACCCUGGCUGAAAUUCCGUGGUCAUUUGGAUAACAUCUCAAACAAUCUGCUUAUUGGAGCUGUGAACAUUGAAAACGAUGCAGUCAAUAAAGUCCGUAAUCAGCUGACUGGAGAAUUUGGUGCUGUACCUGAUGUUGCACGCAAUUACAAGAAAAAUGGUGUUUCAUGGGUUGUGGUGGGAGAUGAGAACUACGGUGAGGGAUCCAGCAGAGAACAUGCUGCUUUAGAGCCCAGACAUCUUGGGGGCAGGGCCAUCAUUGUCAAGAGCUUUGCCAGAAUUCAUGAAACAAACUUGAAGAAACAAGGCCUGCUUCCCCUUACCUUUGCUGACCCUGCUGAUUAUGACAAAAUCUGCCCAGAUGAUAAAAUCUCCAUCGUAGGCCUCAAGACUUUUGCCCCUGGAAAGCCUCUGCAUGCUGUUCUCCAGCACAGUGAUGGCAGCAAGGAAACUAUUGAGCUAAACCACACUUUCAACGAGACACAGAUUGAAUGGUUCCAGGCAGGCUCUGCUCUAAACAGGAUGAAGCAGCUGCAGUAAUAAGACUGGUCCCUAAGAAAGGGCAAGAAACUACACAGACAGAGUUGUGAGGCAUCAAAUAUUCAGCAGAUGGAUUUGUACUUUGUUAAGGCAUGAAUUAAACACACACCACAUAGUUACAGCAUCCUGUCUGAUUGACGUACGUGUCCAAUUAAGCAAUCGGUAUUGUCUAAAUAAUGUAUACAUGGGCACAAGGAAUUAUGAGGAGCAUAACGAUGAUAAACACCGUAGCAUUAAGGUAGAGAGCUGGUAUUUCACUUGGUUGUUUAAAAGUGCAUAAAGCUUUUCUUAUUUUAUGUUCUUGUUUCAUCUUGAAUCAGAUUGAGAAAGGGAACUUUACAGUGUACUACUAAAACGGCAACAGUGCCGUUUUCUUUAGAUGUCACGGUUGAUCUAAUAUGUAAUCUAAUUAUCUCUCCAUCAGCUGAGUAACUGUUACAUGUCUUUACUCUGCCCCUUGCUCAUCAUAAGCAAUGAGAACUGCUUGUGAAUCAUGUUUGGUGUUCUGUGGUAACUCUCAUAACUGUGUGAUCAUAGUUGUAAAGUUACCAUUGAGAAAUUAGUGCGCGUGAUUUUCGGACCUGUUUAUGUAACAAAUGAUUUGGUUGGCUUGCUGUCUCACAGGUUCAACAGAACCUUCUAACUCCACUGUACAGUCUGUCCUUAUGUUGUUUCACGUCAAAUCUUUGAAAAUAAGGCAGGAUUAUUUAUUUCAAUGAUCAAAAGUCAAAUAUCCAUAAAAUUUGUCAAAACCUGAUUAAAGUCUUGGCUAUAUUCAUCCUGAUUUGAAGGCAUUUUUAAUCUAAUCUGUAUUUUUAUAGGGCUGUUUUGACUCUGAGAUUGGCGACCUGCCCUGGGUUUACCAUACCUCUUGCCCAAAGUCAUCUGGGAUUGGUUCUAGCUUCCCCUGUGACCCUGAUAGAUAAGCAGUAUGGAUAAUGGAUGGCUGGUUUUUUUUUUUUUUUUUAUGCUAUAGCUUUAAAUGUGUAAAAUCAUUGCAUAAUUGAUGUCUAACUGAUUAACGGCUGAAUGUUUGCAGUGUGACUGUGUUACUUUAGCAUACCCUGGUGGCACAGUUGAUUUGGACUGGACGGUAGUACUUUCCUGAUACUGCACCUACAAUCCACAAGUGUGUGUGUGUGUGUGUGUGAGAGAGAGAGAGAUCUGAAGGCUUCACCAGCUCCCACACAUACAGUGAUGGGCAGUAGGGGCAAAUGUGCUGGUUUUAUGCCUCCACCACCUUAAGGUGCAGGAGGCAUUAUGUUUUCGGGUUGUCUGUCCCGAAACCUUGUGAACACGAUAUCUCAAAGGCUAAUGAAAGGAGUUUCAUCAAACUUUCACCAUUUGUGCACUUUGGGACAAACAUGAACUGAUUAGAUUUUGAGGUUAAAAGGUCACAGGUCAAGAUUACUGUGAGGUCAAAUAUCCAUCCCCAAACCUUGUGAAGGCCAUAUCUCAAAGACUAAUGAAAGGAAUUCCACCAAACUUUCACCAUUUGUGGACUUUGUCCCAAAGAUGAAAUGAUUAGAUUUUGAGAGCAGAAGGUCUAAGGUCAAGGUCACUGUGAGGUCAAAUGUCUGUCCGAAAACCUUGCGAACACAAUAUCUCCAAGGCAAAUGAAAGGAAUUUCGCCAAACUUUCACCAUUUGUGCAUUUGGGGACAAACAUUAACUGAUUUUAGAUUUUGAGGUUAAAAGGUCACAGGUCAAGAUUACUGUGAGGUCAAAUGUCCAUCCCCAAAUCACAACUUAAUAAGGCGUGUAGUCUACCAGGCGGAAGCAUCCCCAUCGACGCCGGUGGUGUUGAGUUCUAUCUAGUUACUAUAUUGGCCCUCUACAAUUAUUUUUUUUAAUUUUUAAAAAAAAAGUUAUUCUUCCACUUUUCACACGUGCGAAAGUUCCGUGUAGUACUACAAAAGUUACCUUGCUGAAAAAUUCAGCCUGCUCUGAUCAGCUACCAACUGCCAAAAAGACAGGCUGAGCUGGUCAAGCUCGUACACCAGAAACAAUUUCUGAAUUAUCACUACUAAUUCUAGAUAGAGAAGUUUUUCUUGUUUGAGAUUUUCUAAUCCAUUUAUUCAAGUCACGAGGCUGGAAAAUAACUUGACCUAUGGUAGCUGUUCAGAUUGAGCAGUUUUUUUUUUUUUUUGCAUGCUAGAGCUGUUAAUUAUUAAAGUCACCAAAUAGUGUAACAACAAUAUUUAAUUGAUAUAGUGCCUUUCACCAACCCAAGGAUGCUUUACUAAGUAAUGGUACUACAGAAAGAGAAUCAAAUCGGCCAAAAGAAACCAUGAGACACAGAAACCAAAAUGACAAUUUAUAUGAGCAUAAAGAAAAUGGACAAGCUCAAAGUACUGAAAAAAGAUAGAAUAGCCAGUGAUCAGAGACAGUGUGUAGUCUCACAGACUAUGAAGAUUAGAGGAGGAAAGCAAUAUGUUCACCAAACACUUUAUGAGGAAUGCUAUAUUAAUACUAAGUAGGGUCUCCCUUUGCUUUCAAAACAGCCUCAAUUCUUCAUGGUGUGGAUUACACAAGGUGUUGGAAACAUACAUUACUUUGAGAUGUUGAUCUGAUUAUCAUGCAAUUCCUGCAGAUUUUCAGGUGCAGGUUCAUGCUGCGAGUCUCACGUUCUUCCACAUCCCAAAGGUGUUCUCUUGGAUUCAGAUCCAGUUCAAGCAAUGAUUUGAUUUGGUAUUAACAGGCCCAAAAUGUGCCAAGAAAAGAUUCCCCACACCAUCACACCACUUCCACCACCAUGGACAAUUGACAGAAGGCAGGUUGGGUCCAUGUUGGUGGACUUUUCUUUCAAUUACUGCUGCGGCAAGCUCUUGGUGCCGCUGCACAAACGGAGUUCCAACAGACCAGGCUCUGACCUUCCAGUCUUCAGCUAGUUUUGGUGAGACUGUGCCCACUGCGCUUUCCAACAUGGUCUUCUGCUGUUGUAGUCCAGCUAUCUCAAGGCUUGAUGUGUUAGUCACUCUAAGAUGCUUUUCCGCCCACCACAAUUGAGUGUUUAUCUCCAUAAUGGAGUGGUUUUAUGAGUAUGUAGUAGCUCUUUCCGCUCAAACCGGUCUAACCAUUCUCCGCUGACCUCUCCAUCAAUGAGGCAUUAGAGCUGCCACUCACUUGAUGUUUAUGUUGUACAAUUCUAAUUAAACUCUUGAGACUGUUGUGCAUGAAAUUUUCAGGAGAUCAGCAGUUACAGAAAUAGUCAAGCCAGCCCAUCUGGCACCAGGAUUUGGGCCAAACUCCCCAAGAUCACAUUUCCGACCCACUUGUCGCAUCUGGCUUGCUUAUUAGGGAUGUACAGUAAUUAUGUUAAUUGUACAACCUAGUGUUUGUGACCAUGCUUUGUGAUAAUGUCUAUUAUUAAAAGCACCAUAUAAAUCAAA
This is a messenger RNA of Neoarius graeffei (lesser salmon catfish), 5764 nucleotides long. RefSeq names its product aconitase 2, mitochondrial (gene aco2). The record is from RefSeq and is a predicted model, not a curated record. Gene Ontology annotation, biological process: tricarboxylic acid cycle. Gene Ontology annotation, cellular component: cytosol; mitochondrion. The transcript is spliced from 17 exons. NCBI's taxonomy places the organism in Eukaryota, Metazoa, Chordata, Actinopteri, Siluriformes, Ariidae. Gene Ontology annotation, molecular function: aconitate hydratase activity; 4 iron, 4 sulfur cluster binding. The coding region runs from base 28 to 2373 and encodes 781 amino acids.